Periophthalmus magnuspinnatus is the source of this 703-nucleotide messenger RNA. It is a transcript of the gene apnl, whose product is annotated as actinoporin-like protein. The record is from RefSeq and is a predicted model, not a curated record. Gene Ontology annotation, cellular component: pore complex. The transcript is spliced from 3 exons. NCBI's taxonomy places the organism in Eukaryota, Metazoa, Chordata, Actinopteri, Gobiiformes, Gobiidae. Gene Ontology annotation, biological process: monoatomic cation transport; cytolysis in another organism; pore complex assembly. Gene Ontology annotation, molecular function: channel activity. Bases 110 to 643 code for a protein of 177 amino acids.
GAGGUGGGAGGGUGUUUUCGUGGAGGAUAGCGGCGCCGCCCUUGUAGGUACUUUUCUGCAUUCCCAUUUGGAGUUUCUCUGGGAGAUUUAACACAGAUCUCUGCGAGCCAUGACAGAAACAGCUGAAGCAGUGGCCGCUGACGUGGCGAGCAGGAGAAGUGUGACCAUUGAAAUCGCCAAUAUCACCAACAACUACUGCCUCAUCAACCCCAAGGUGUAUCUUGACAACGGUGAGGUCUACAACCCUCCACAGCCGACAGUGCGCCCCCUCCUGAGCGAAGUCUGCACUUUCACCAAGUCCUCCAGCAAAGCGACCGGCGCCGUGGGGGUCCUCACCUAUGACCUUUACGAGAGGUCACGCAACGACUACAUCGAGACCCUGGCCAUCAUGUUCUCUGUUCCCUGGGACUACAACCUGUACAAGAACUGGUAUGGAGUGGGCAUCUACCAGAAGGGCCGUAACUGCGAUAAAGAUCUGUUCAAAGAGAUGUACUAUGACAAAAAUCCUCAAGGUUUUACCCGCGAUGAAGCUAAGGGGUCAGGGAUCAACUAUGUGGGGAAGUACCUGGACAUAAAAGCCUCUAUGUGUCCACUUGGAAAUGCAGUCAUGAAAGUAGAAGUCUGGGAUAAGCUUUUUGCUUAAAUACUGCCCAAGUUUGAAAUGAUCUCUAAAAUGCAAUUAAAAAUAAAUCACUUUACUGUU